Molecule: messenger RNA, 1656 nt
Organism: Ambispora gerdemannii
Lineage: Eukaryota; Fungi; Glomeromycota; Glomeromycetes; Archaeosporales; Ambisporaceae
Source: the annotation of a GenBank genome assembly
AUGUUCUCAUUCAUCUUACUGUUCUUUGCCUUUGUGGGCAAUGCUACGGCUUUCUACCUACCUGGUGUAGCACCCCAUGAUUACAGAGAAGGAGAUCCCGUUGAACUAGUAGUAAAUUCUUUAACACCAAUUAUUGGACCUAAUACACAACAAUUAAAAUCUGUUAUACCAUAUGAUUAUUAUCAUGAACAAUUACAUUUCUGUCUACCGACGGUAAAGGAAGGACAAUCUGAAUCGUUAGGAAGUAUUUUAUUCGGUGAUCGUAUCUUUAAUUCACCUUAUGAGCUUCGUAUGUUGCAAGAACAACAUUGUUCAGUUUUAUGUCAAGUAACUGUUCCCCAAAAAGAUGCCAAAUUCAUUAAUGAUAGAAUCCGUGAGAAUUACGCAAUAAAUUGGCUUAUUGAUUCAUUACCAGCUGCUAGAUCGAAAACAGAUCCCAGAUCGGGCGAACAAUUUUAUAGUAUCGGUUUUGAAUUGGGCGAUCAACAAAAUCAUCAGACCAGACCACAAUUAUAUAAUCAUUAUCAAAUAAAAAUCGAGUAUCAUACCCAAGACAACAUUCAUUAUAGAGUUGUGGGUGUAUUGGUUACGCCAAAAAGUAAAAAAACAACACUAAGCAAAAAUGAAACAAAUUGCGAAACUAAAGAACAAUUAACAUUGAAUGAGAAUACAGAUAAUACUAUAGUUUAUACUUAUGACGUAGAGUGGGCACCAUCAGAUAAAGCUUGGGCAACACGUUGGGAUAGUUAUUUGCAUGUGUUUGAUCCAAAAAUUCAUUGGUUUAGUUUAGUGAAUUCGAUAGUAAUUGUACUAUUUUUGACCGGUAUGGUCGCAAUGAUAUUGCUUCGUGCCCUGCAUAAAGAUAUUUCCAGAUAUAAUCAAAUUGAUGCUCAGUUAGUCCACGGUGAUGUAUUUCGACCACCGACUAAUACUAUGUUAUUGGCUGUUUUAUUGGGUAGUGGAGCACAAUUAUUUUUUAUGACUGCUGUGACUUUGGUGUUUGCUGUUCUCGGUUUUCUAUCACCGUCAAACCGUGGAUCCCUUGCUACUGUCAUGAUAAUACUAUAUAUGCUAUUUGCAAGUGUAUCAGGCUAUGUAUCAGCCCGUGUUUACAAAAUGUUUGGCGGCGAGUCGUGGCGUAAAAAUGUCUUCUUGACUGCUUUCCUUUUUCCUUUACUCAUUUUCUCAAUCUUUGUCUUUUUAAACUUUUUCCUCGUUUCCGUGAAAUCUUCUGGCGCCGUACCAGCUCCCACUUUAUUUAUCAUAAUAGCAUUAUGGUUUUUAAUAUCAGUUCCUCUAAGUCUCAUUGGCUCAUUUUUCGGAUUUAAAAAACCGAGAAUAGAACAUCCAGUUCGAACCAACCAAAUACCACGACAAAUUCCUGAUCAAGUAUUUUAUCUGCGCCCUAUUCCAUCAUUGUUGAUGGGCGGUGUUCUCCCGUUUGGCGCAAUCUUUAUUGAACUUUACUUUAUCAUGAGUAGUAUUUGGGGUAGUAAAGUGUAUUAUCUGUUUGGAUUUUCGUCGUUAGUGUUUGUUGUUUUGACGAUCACUUGCUCGGAAGUUACUAUUCUCUUGUGCUAUUUCCACUUAUGUGCUGAGGGACGAUUGGGUAUCUCGCGUGUUUGGUAUUCAUUAGAAGAAUAUUCAAAAGUAUAA